CAAAAAGAAAAAGCCAGAAACCCGAUCCAGGAGAGCGCUCCGAAAGGAAGAUGAGAUGAGCUUGGGGCCGUGAGAUUCCUCCUCCCCCGACACCCAUCCCUGCCCCAUGGAUUUCAACCUGCUGGCGGACACGGAGGCUCGCAGCCCAGCCUUGUCUCUCUCGGACUCUGGGACCCCUCAACACGAACACAGCUGCAAAGGGCAGGACCACAGCGACACUGAGAAGUCCCAGCAAAACCAGACGGACGACUCCAACCCUGAAGACGGCUCGCUCAAGAAGAAGCAGCGGAGGCAGAGGACGCACUUCACCAGCCAGCAGCUCCAGGAGCUGGAAGCCACUUUCCAGAGAAACCGGUACCCAGACAUGAGCACCAGGGAGGAGAUCGCAGUCUGGACCAACCUGACAGAGGCACGAGUCCGGGUCUGGUUCAAAAACCGCAGAGCUAAGUGGAGGAAACGGGAGAGGAACCAACAGGCCGAACUGUGCAAGAACAGCUUCGGAGCCCAGUUCAACGGACUGAUGCAGCCUUACGACGACAUGUAUUCCAGCUAUUCCUACAACAACUGGGCCACCAAAGGGCUCGCCACCAGCCCGCUCUCGGCCAAGAGCUUCCCGUUCUUCAACUCCAUGAACGUCAGUCCCCUCUCCUCCCAGCCCAUGUUCUCCCCGCCCAACUCCAUCGCCUCCAUGACCAUGCCUUCAUCCAUGGUCCCUUCUGCGGUGACGGGGGUACCGGCCUCCAGCCUCAACAACCUGGGCAACAUCAACAACCUGAACAGCCCGAGCCUCAACUCCGCUGUCUCCUCCAGUGCCUGUCCUUACGCCUCUACAGCCAGCCCCUACAUGUACAGGGACACGUGCAACUCCAGCCUGGCCAGCCUGAGGCUGAAGGCCAAGCAGCACGCCAACUUCACCUACCCGGCGGUGCAGACGGCGGCCUCCAACCUGAGCCCUUGCCAAUAUGCCGUGGACAGGCCCGUAUGAAGGGCCACCCUCCGCCGACCGGGGACUUGACCUUAGCCUGACAAAAGGAGACCUUUAGCCCUACAAACAGCCUACGUCCUGCAGACAAUGAGAGUGCAACACGAGAGAGCAAGAGAGAGAGAGCGAGCGGCCAGCAGGCAGAUGGACCUCUAUGAAGACUUGUCUAACUAUCGUAUGGUGAAUUUUGACUGUCUUUCCCCCCCCUUCCCCCUCAAAACCCCUUCCCCUCUUGCCCACCAAACCUCCUCCUUCGUGGUAAAGAAACCAAAACAGCCUACUGGAAGCCCCAUGGGGAAAUAGGAGCCCCGACGUGUGGGGUUCCUUACCCCAUGGGGAGCAGAACCAAGUGUGUUCCUAUCUGCCCUCUCCGAGCCCCAGCAGGGUUGAGCCCCCCAAAUCCCCUGGGACAGCAUGGGCAGCCCUGCAGGGAACAGCCAGGGACAGGGCAACGUGGAGGGGAUGCCAUUCGCUAAGCAGUUCUACCUGCAGGUGUGUGAGGCUUCACUUAGAGAUGUCUCACCCACUUAUUUAUCACACGGCCAGGAGGGAAAGCCUUGGCUCAGUCGAUUGGCAUCUCUUUAUAAGGCAUUUAUACCCAUGGCCCUUCAGACUUGAAGCCUUUAGGAACUGGGAGUUGUAAGGAUAUAAAUUAUGUGUGUGUAUAUAUAUAGCAUAUAUAUACAAAUACAUAUAUAGACAUUAAAUACGCUUUUUUUUGUUGUUGUUUUGUAUGUGAAAUAACCUACAAAGUAGACCUUAAACCAAAAAAACCCUGUAAAGCAAGCACAUCCACCGAGGCAGCCUCCUGCCUGUCGUGCUUUACUGCUUCAGUCGUUUCCAGCCAGACAGGAACACCUUUGCCAGUGUACAUCCAAAGCAGCCCCUUUCGCGACCAUCAGCUCCCCCCCUCCUUGCACAUCUCCUUCCCUUCCCUUCUCCAAAUCCCAUUUCC
Messenger RNA from Calidris pugnax (ruff), 1937 nucleotides. RefSeq names its product paired-like homeodomain 3 (gene PITX3). The transcript has 4 exons. The record is from RefSeq and is a predicted model, not a curated record. NCBI's taxonomy places the organism in Eukaryota, Metazoa, Chordata, Aves, Charadriiformes, Scolopacidae. Gene Ontology annotation, cellular component: nucleus. Bases 107 to 985 code for a protein of 292 amino acids. Gene Ontology annotation, molecular function: RNA polymerase II cis-regulatory region sequence-specific DNA binding; DNA-binding transcription factor activity, RNA polymerase II-specific. Gene Ontology annotation, biological process: regulation of transcription by RNA polymerase II; anatomical structure morphogenesis.